ACAAGUAUGGAGCAUGACAGAGUUCAGUGGCUGUGUUUAUGAAUUAUCCUUGCUAGUGAUUAAUGAUUAUCACUAGUUAAUUGAUAUCGUUUUUGAGACUUCGUGCCGUAAGCAGAGUGGUCGUUCCUGCGUGCGCGGUCGCCCGCCGCCGCCGUCGUCGUCGUAGCGAUGUCGUCGCCGAUGAUGGAGUCGUUUUGCUGCAGCUAUUCGAGCAACAUCUCGUACGUGUCUCCGAUACACGACCCGCUCAUGGUGCGCGACUGGUACAACAUCGUCUGCAUUGUCUCAUCCACCAUCAGCAUCGCAGGAGCGCUGUUCCAGGUGUGGCCGCGUUACGAAUCCGAGAUCGCGAAGGCUAGGAAGGAAGCGAACCCGAACGCACACGAACUCAGCAUCGUUCACUGGCUGGCCGUCGCCGACCUACUCGCAGCAUUCGGUAUUCUGAUGCGGUCGGUGGCGUGGCUGACCAUGCCGGACACCGGCUCCCCCUCCCUCGCCCCGAGCGACGGCCUCCUCCAAGGAACCAUGGUCUUCCCCGACGGAGACGUGUUCUGCGCGAUCGUGUCGGCAUGGAUUCAUUUUUUCUACAUGUCCACCUACCUGUGGACGUUCAUAUAUGCCUUUGAUGUGUUUCUCAGCUUCAAGCAACGAAAAGGGAGCAUGCUGUUCUACCACUUCGUCGUGUGGGGCACGUGCACAGCUCUGUGCAUCGGCGGCCUAGUGCCUCUCUACUACCCGAGCAUCCGCAGCUGUGGGCACGAGCGAUGGAACCUACUGCCGCACUACGUGACCGGUCUCGCUCCUAUACUGUUCGUGAUGGCAGUCAACCCAGUGCUCUACCUCAUCUCAUCACUGUCAGUGAAGACACUUCUGACGGCGAAUCUGGCGAAAUACACCGAGCAGGAACGGCGCGUCGUCGCAGCCGUCCGUGAAAAAUUCAUCCUCGUCCUCGCCGUCUUCUUCAUCUGCUGGACUCCUAAUGUGAUCAAUGGAGCAUUGAUGUGGAGUGCUUUGGUGAAGUACCACAGAAAACACGUGUUUAUGCAGAAACUCUACGAAUGCUGGCUUGCGAUCUGGUUCAUGAUGGCGAUUCUCAACCCGCUACAGGCGUUUCUCAACGUGCUCGUCUACAGCGGCUGGCGCAGCUGGCGCCACCUGCAGUGUCCGUGCGCACGGAAGCGUGCGACGCCCGUCCGCAUUCUUGCCGACUCGCUGCUUCGCGACGAGACGUCCAUGCUGAGCGCAAGCUUCGGUAGCGCUCCCGCGUAUGGGAGCUCUAGUACUGAGGUGCCCAACACCCUCACCCUAUAAUAGUAGGGAGAGAACACCCUCACCCUGUGAUGGUAGAGAGAGGAACCCUUCACCCUAUAAUAGUAGAGAGAGGAACCCCUCACCCUAUGAUGGUAGAGAGAGGAACCCCUCACCCUAUGAUAGUAGGGAGAGAAUUCCUUCAUCGUAUCGUGAUAGGUGGCGCCCUCUCGUUUGCGUUUAUCGUCUUAUUCCCAAGCGGACAAGCAACUUAUUGGUUUGUGAAUUCCGGUGAACAUGCGAUACCGGUGCGAACAGUAUGAAGCUCUGUGGUUCCUGCUGAAAUCUUAUUGGUUCGUGAAGUCCCAUGACCAUGCGGCACCGGUGUAUAUGGCGUGUAAGGUGUUUUAUGUAUGCCGAAAUAUUAUUGGUUUUAAAAGUAGGGUGAUGUCACUUAGCUGCUGCUUGUAUUCCAAACAUUCUGCAAAAACCCGUGGAAUCUUAGCUGAAAAGCUUUAUAUGCAGGUGUUUAAUUGUUUUAUUAGAUAGGUAUAGUGAUUAGUAUAUAUAUAUCGUAGGGUAGUUUUGUAUGUUCUUAUUGAGAUUCUUAAAAAGGAUUAUAUGUUAUGUAGGUGUUUAAUUGAUGUAUUAGAGAAGUAGUACA
Messenger RNA from Priapulus caudatus, 1912 nucleotides. RefSeq names its product G-protein coupled receptor 143-like. Lineage: Eukaryota; Metazoa; Priapulida; Priapulimorpha; Priapulimorphida; Priapulidae. The coding region runs from base 169 to 1311 and encodes 380 amino acids. Gene Ontology annotation, biological process: melanosome organization; G protein-coupled receptor signaling pathway; cell surface receptor signaling pathway. Gene Ontology annotation, molecular function: L-tyrosine binding; dopamine binding; L-DOPA receptor activity. The transcript is spliced from 10 exons. Gene Ontology annotation, cellular component: melanosome membrane; plasma membrane. The record is from RefSeq and is a predicted model, not a curated record.